UUCUCUGAAAGAAGUACCCCAAGACAUCGGCAAGAUGAAACUUGUACUCCUGGCUCUGUUCGUGGCCGUGGCCUCUGCCAAAUUGCACUGGAAGAACACGGGUAAGUGGCAGACUAUCGCUCUAGCCGCCGACAAUAAAGAGAAGGUGGAAGAAAAUGGGCCACUCAGAGGGUUCUUGAGAGACAUCGAGUGCAAAAACAGACACUGUAACUCUGUCAACUUGACUUUCUGGGUGAAAAACAAUGGAGUGUGUGAAAAGUUCACCGUAGUCGGAGACAGAGCACCUGGAUCUGAAGGAUACACUGCUGCUUUCUCAGGACAAAAUCGCUUCAAUUUCUGUUAUCAAUCUGAGAACGUGUUGAUGAUGUGUAUCCAGAACACCGAUGAAAACGGAACCGUCACACAUAUGGUUGUAGCUGCAAUAAGACCUGGCUAUGAACACACUAACGCCCAUGAAGCCCACGAAAUGUACGCUAAAUUGGUAAAGGAAUACGGUAUUCCCGCAGAAAACGUUAUGCUUGUCGAAUUUAAAGAUCCCUGCCCUCAGUAAGAAGACCUGUUGGACAUCUCCAGAUCAUGAUGACAGAACGCAGCAGCAUCUCAGAUACCCGAAUCAUCACUCAAAUUGUAAUUCCUUCUUUCCCACUAUCAUCAUGACCUCAGUCCAUGUUUUUCUCUUUCUUCGUUUCCCACACGCCAUUGUAUCCCAUUGGAUGCCUAAAUUA
Sorex araneus (European shrew) is the source of this 725-nucleotide messenger RNA. Its product is annotated as lipocalin Cav p 2.0101-like. The transcript has 7 exons. Bases 35 to 550 code for a protein of 171 amino acids. The record is from RefSeq and is a predicted model, not a curated record. NCBI's taxonomy places the organism in Eukaryota, Metazoa, Chordata, Mammalia, Eulipotyphla, Soricidae.